Prorocentrum cordatum is the source of this 702-nucleotide messenger RNA. Lineage: Eukaryota; Dinophyceae; Prorocentrales; Prorocentraceae. The record is from the annotation of a GenBank genome assembly.
AUGGCCUGGCGCCGCCAGGAUGGAGCUUGGGGCAAGCGCUGGAACAGCUGGGCGGGAAAUGGAAACGGACAUGGGAAGGGAGCUGAAGGAGGGCGCGAUGCAGCCAACAAGCAAUACGUGGUGUGCGACGUCUGCAGCAAGUGGAAGUGGCUGGCGCGCGCGAGGAAGGACCCGCUGCGCAGGUGCGGCAACCGCCUACUCCAGGGCGACGAGCCAGGCAACGGCGUCGACAGUGGCGCAUCGGCACCUGGAGAUCCCCAGUUGCAGAAGAUCCCGGGGGCGCUCCAAGGGCUGCCCGGACCACCGCGGCUUGCGAAGUUCAAGGAGCAGUACCUUGCAGCAUGCACCUCGCCUGAGCGCGAGGCGGAGCCCGACGCCGCCCCCGCUUUGUCCCACGACGUCGGCUUGGCCAAGAGGGCCUUGCAGCGAGCCACGAUGCACAAGAAGGAGUGCCAGAACAAGGUGGACCAGCUCAAGGAGCAGCCCGCCCAGGCCGAGGCGAACCUGGACGUGGCCGCCUCGCAGGGGCAGGCCGCCAAGCAGGGGGCGGCGAAGAAGUCGCAGCAGUGGGCGGAGCUCGCCAGCACCGACGGCGCCAAGUUCAUUGUCAUCGAGGACGAGUCCCUCGCGCCACAGGGCCAGCAGGCCUUGCAGGCCUUCCUGGCGCAGCACCCGCAGAUCGCCGCCAAGUACGGUCAGAGG